UGUCGGCGUUAAUUAAUUAAUGCGUUAACUUGCCCAGCACUAAUAAAAAUACAAUCAUUCAUUUUCUCAUCAUCUGAAUUGUGUGUUUCAUGAAAAUAACCCCUAUAGACAGAAAAAGUAAACAGAUAACAUCCUUUCUCCCGCUGUCUGUCCUCAGUGUGUUCUCUACCUCUGGUCGCUCAAGAUCAACCACCCCAGCACCCUCUUCCUCCUGCGGGGGAACCACGAGUGCCGACACCUCACAGAGUACUUCACCUUCAAACAGGAAUGUAAAAUAAAAUACUCUGAACGGGUGUACGACGCCUGCAUGGAGGCCUUCGACUGUCUGCCCCUCGCCGCCCUGCUCAACCAACAGUUCCUGUGUGUGCACGGUGGACUGUCACCAGAGAUCAACUGCCUAGACGACAUAAGGAAAUUAGACAGGUUUAAAGAGCCUCCGGCAUUCGGGCCCAUGUGUGACCUGAUUUGGGCGGACCCCGGCGAGGACUACGGCAGUGAAAAGUCAACCGAACACUUCAACCAUAACUCCGUCAGAGGCUGCUCUUACUUUUUCAGUUACUCGGCCGUCUGUGACUUUUUGGUAAAUAAUAACUUGCUGUCAGUAAUAAGAGCCCAUGAAGCACAGGAUGCAGGGUAUCGGAUGUACAGAAAAAGCCAGACCACAGGCUUCCCUUCUUUAAUCACAAUCUUCUCAGCUCCAAAUUACCUCGACGUCUACAACAACAAAGCUGCUGUGCUAAAGUAUGAGAACAACGUGAUGAACAUCCGACAGUUCAACUGCUCCCCCCACCCUUACUGGCUGCCCAACUUCAUGGAUGUAUUCACAUGGUCUUUGCCUUUUGUUGGGGAGAAAGUGACGGAGAUGCUGGUGAAUGUACUAAACAUCUGCUCUGACGAUGAGCUCAUGUCAGAGGGAGAUGACCUCUAUGAAGGUGGAACCUCGGCGAUGCGCAAGGAGGUCAUCCGGAACAAGAUCCGCGCCGUGGGGAAGAUGGCCCGGGUCUUCGCAGUCCUCAGGGAGGAAAGCGAGAAUGUGCUCACGCUUAAAGGCCUCACCCCAACUGGAACUCUUCCCGUGGGAGUGUUGUCGGGGGGAAAGCAGACCUUGCAGACUGCUACGAUUGAGGCAGCUAAAGCACAAGGUACGCAUGGCUGUCAGGCUCAAAUCUCAUUACUUUGUUUUGUGUGUGAUGUUCACCGUUUAACUUUAAAGUGUUUACAAGUGUCCCACUGUCUCUCUCUCACUGACUGUUGUAUCACUGUAGAUUACCUAAUCGCCGGUUGCUCUUGCAUUGUCAGUGUCUGUCGGAUCACGCUGGUUCUGUCACUGUAACAUGUUAUGUACUCGGUGGCAGAAUAAAAGAAUCAUAGAUUAUAUAUGAAAAUAUGAACAUAUCACAAAUUGAAAAGAAGCUUGUGUACGACUAAAACUACUACAGCAAACUGUUUUGGGAGCAACAGUUGCAUGAGACGGUGUGAAUGCAUUUAAAGAGGUGCUUAUUCAUAUUUCCACCAGUCUUGGUUGAACCAGUCUGGAGUCGGUCUAUGCUGCAGAAGAGCUGGUUAUGUGUAUCGGGUUUGGGACGCGGCUUGCUCCUUGUUGACAAGGAUUUCCCGGCUUUGGUCACAAGGGACUUUUCCUGCCAAGUGUAGCUCCCCACACGGAGAAAAGCUCGCUAAGACCCGACUAAGAUAAGACCGGGGACGUCCCUGCCGGGGACAUUUUCAGAAGCUAAUCCUGUUACACCGUUGGGCUGCUGCUACACUGUCUGCCCCUUCUGCUUGAGACUGUAUCAAAUAGAUAAACGUAAAAUAUUUAGUCCUAUCAAUAGAUAAGGGAGUACAGUAUAAGCUCACAGGCAGAGUGCACAGUGUGUUCAGGCAGAAUAACUUAAAGCAGUGCUUCCCAACCUGCUCUGUGUAUGACACUAUGGAAUUGUCAGUUAUUGGGUUGAUUUUAAGUUCAUUCUGAGUUUUAACUCAUUUCAACUGUGUAUCAUUACUUUAAGCUAUCUAGCUCUGCUUUUUACUUGUCACUUUUAGCUUAUUAUUCUUACUGUUUAUUCUUUACUUUUAACUAAGUAUUUAAGUACAUUUUGGCUAAUAAUUGAUCUGUUAAUUUGUUACUUUCAGCUUAUUUUUUUAGGCUGUUUGUCAAAUUAUUCAAACUAUUCAAACCGCUUUCAUGCCAUUGACUUUAAACCUGUUAUCUUAUUAUUUUAGCGAUAGAUCUCAGUCUGUGUUCUUGCUCACUGCUUGUCAUCACUUGUCUGAGAGGUGAAGCAGCUGAGCUGUGACACAGUGAAGCUACGCUAGCUUCACAGGCUAGCUGACUUAUUAGGACUAUUUACUGAAGGGCAGCAUCACACACAUCUCUAUUUCUAUUUGGAUGUUUAGUUUUCUCUCAAACACCAAUAUGUAAAUAUAUCUCUUUGAUCAAAUUGAAUAUUUUUGAGCUACUCCAGAAUCUUACCAUGUUCCCAUGGCAACUGCAGAAGUAGCCUCUGUUGGGAAUCACUGAGCUCACGUGUUCAUGUCCCACAUCUCUGGUUGUGCAAGAGUACCCUCGAUGUGCCUCUGAAUGUUGAUCCACCUCUAUAACCCUCCCCUGGGCGUGUCCAUCUCACCUUUGGAUUGAUCAUUGAAAUGAUUGAAGGUAUUUCUGAACACGUCUCCUUUUCAUUUGCACACAUUUUCUGGUUUCCUCGGCUGUUUCCGGACUUUACGUAAGUCUACCAAGUGUGAGGUGUUGUACUGUUCUAGCUUAGGAGGCGUUGUUUACCUGUGCAUGUGUUCACUGGUCGUCCGUACUGUGCAAUUCUACAAGGAAUCCCUUUUGACUUUCUGAAGGUUCAGCCUCUGAUCUGAUUGUUCUUAUUUGGUGUCUCUUCAGCCAUUCAAGGCUUCUCUCCCACGAGGAAGAUUCGUAACUUCGAGGAGGCGCGCGGCCUGGACAGGAUAAACGAGCGGAUGCCGC
Molecule: messenger RNA, 2977 nt
Organism: Anarrhichthys ocellatus (wolf-eel)
Lineage: Eukaryota; Metazoa; Chordata; Actinopteri; Perciformes; Anarhichadidae
Product: serine/threonine-protein phosphatase 2B catalytic subunit beta isoform-like
Exons: 10
Coding region: 308-1333 (341 amino acids)
Biological process (GO): calcineurin-mediated signaling
Molecular function (GO): calmodulin-dependent protein phosphatase activity
Source: RefSeq, a predicted model, not a curated record